UUCCCUUUUAAAAUAGUUUCUUCAAGAAACUCAGAGAGUAAAAAGCGUGUAGUUUUUGUUUGUUUCUAUUUCUUUCUGUCUCUCUUAUCUCUUUGCUUAAUUUGAAAGAAGACCAAGUGAUGUUUUUUUUUUUAAUUAUUAUUUUCACUAUUGUUCUUUCUGAAAAUUUCUAGAACCCACAUCACUUUGUUUCUUUAUAUAGUCCCGUACACGAAACCAUGAGAAAAAAUAUUUCCCUAUAGGGGUUGUGAAGGUAGUUAUGGUCUUGGGUUUGUGGGUUUUAACUCAAACCACCAUCGGAUUUGCAGCAAACAACAUCCAUGGAAGCAGAUAGGCAGAAGCUUUGUGAUAAUAAUCUUGUUUGUUCUAAAUUAUUCUUCCUUUCUGGGUUUUAUUGCUGGGGUUGGGAAUUCUUAACUGCUCUUUUGCUUUUUAGUUGCUCCUUCUAAAUUGAACCCACAGCCUUUUUUUUCUUCUUCUCUUUUUAAUCUCAAUAAUUUCUUCCUCGUAGAUAAUACAGACUGAUAGGACUGUUAAUUGUUUUAGACUUGAAACGUUUUAGCUAGACUUUUGGUUUGAGUGGGUUGGUGAAGGGUAAAUCGGGAAAGAAAUGGCGCAAAGGUCUGUUCCGGCGCCGUUUUUGACGAAAACGUAUCAGUUGGUAGAUGAUCCAAUCACCGAUGAUGUGAUUUCUUGGAAUGAAAGUGGCACAACUUUCGUGGUGUGGAAAACUGCUGAUUUUGCUAAAGAUUUGCUUCCGAAUUACUUCAAGCACAACAAUUUCUCUAGCUUUGUUCGCCAACUCAAUACCUAUGGCUUUCGAAAGAUCGUGCCCGACAAAUGGGAAUUCGCCAACGAAAAUUUUCGUCGAGGACACAAGGAGCUCCUCUCCGAAAUCCGUCGCCGCAAAACGGCAUCUCCAGCUCCAAACCAGACUCCAGUCGCCGGCAAGUCCGGUGGAGUAGGAAUAGCUGCCUCGCCAUCGAACUCCGGCGAGGAUCUCGGAUCCACCUCCACGUCUUCUCCCGAUUCUAAGAAUCCGGGAUCGGUGGAGACGGCUGCUACAAUGACGGCAACGGCACAAUUCGCUGAUUUGUCUGGCGAGAACGAGAAAUUGAAGAAAGACAAUGAGAUGCUAAGCUCGGAGCUCGCGCAAGCUAAGAAACAGUGCGACGAGCUUAUUGCUUUCUUGACCGAGUAUGUGAAAGUGGGGCCCGAUCAGAUCAAUCGCAUUAUGAGGCAAGGAAGUAGCUGCGGAUCCACCCUUGAUGGAUUGGUGAGUGGGGCCACCGCUGGAGCUGAUGAUCACGAUGAUGACGAAAGCGGAAACAAAGAUGAUGAGGGUGAUGAUGGCGGUAAAGUGCAGAGCUUCAAAUUGUUUGGGGUUCUGUUGGAAGGGAAGACGAAGAAGAGGGGUCGUGUUGAAAAUAUUGGGUUUGCUGGGCCCCAUGCAAAGGAAAUCAAAAUCUGCAACUGAAAUGGAAAAACAACUGGAGGUGGUGUAUGAUAAGAUCCAUGAGUGUUCCUGCAGCUGAUCUUAGGGAGGAAAAUGAAAUAAGGAUGCAAGUAUUUAAUCAGGUGUAAUUGUUGCUUUGUUGGGUGAAAAGGUGAAAGGAAAUUUAGGUGUUUUAAGUUUUUAACCCUUGCAUUUCAAGUAGGAUAAUACUUUUAAAGUUAAAGAGACAUUUUCAAGGAACUUGGAAACUUCUAUUAUGUCAUUUAAAAUGUGUUUUUAAAUAAUAAAGCAUACGAUGUUUGUUUUGUUGUCUUAA
Jatropha curcas is the source of this 1772-nucleotide messenger RNA. It is a transcript of the gene HSF4, whose product is annotated as heat shock factor 4. Lineage: Eukaryota; Viridiplantae; Streptophyta; Magnoliopsida; Malpighiales; Euphorbiaceae. Gene Ontology annotation, cellular component: nucleus. Gene Ontology annotation, biological process: regulation of transcription by RNA polymerase II. Gene Ontology annotation, molecular function: DNA-binding transcription factor activity; RNA polymerase II cis-regulatory region sequence-specific DNA binding. The record is from RefSeq and is a predicted model, not a curated record.